Molecule: messenger RNA, 2885 nt
Organism: Monodelphis domestica (gray short-tailed opossum)
Lineage: Eukaryota; Metazoa; Chordata; Mammalia; Didelphimorphia; Didelphidae
Gene: TMEM33
Product: transmembrane protein 33
Biological process (GO): endoplasmic reticulum tubular network organization; membrane organization
Cellular component (GO): membrane; endoplasmic reticulum
Source: RefSeq, a predicted model, not a curated record
CAUCCCCGGAUGUAGGAAUUCACUUCCUGGUUCCCUAGGCUCUGCGGCUGCUGAGGUUAGAAUUACUGCUGCCGGCUGGCCAGAUCGGAGAGCGGGCCUCCCUGGGCGCUCGGAGCCGCUUUUGCCGCUCCGCAUUCCGCCGUCCGCGCGAACCUGACCCUAGGCGCGGAACAGGGUUUCCCUCUCGCGUGCUUCUCCCUCAUGGCGGAUCCAGCCCCGAACGGCCCCCAAGGGGCGGGCGCCGUGCAAUUUUUGAUGACGAAUAAGCUGGACACAGCAAUGUGGCUUUCUCGAUUGUUCACAGUUUAUUGCUCUGCGUUAUUUGUUCUUCCUCUUCUUGGGUUACAUGAAGCAGCAAGCUUUUAUCAACGUGCUCUGCUGGCAAAUGCUCUCACCAGUGCUCUGAGGCUACACCAAAGAUUACCACACUUCCAAUUAAACAGGGCCUUCCUGGCCCAGGCUUUAUUAGAGGACAGCUGCCAUUACCUUUUGUAUUCUCUCAUCUUUGUCAACUCUUACCCUGUUACAAUGAGUAUCUUUCCAGUCUUAUUAUUCUCUUUACUUCAUGCUGCUACGUAUACAAAAAAGGUUCUUGAUGCAAGGGGUUCAAAUAGUUUGCCUCUAGUAAGAUCUCUUUUGGAAAAAUUAAAUGCUAAUCAACAGAAUAUUCUGAAAUUUAUUGCAUGUAAUGAAAUUUUCUUGAUGCCUGCUACAGUUUUUAUGCUUCUCAGUGGUCAAGGAAACUUGCUCCAGCCUUUCAUUUACUACAGAUUUCUUACCCUACGAUAUUCCUCCCGAAGAAAUCCAUAUUGUCGGACCUUAUUUAAUGAACUGAGGAUUGUUGUUGAACAUCUAGUAAUGAAACCUGCAUGUCCCAUAUUUGUGAGAAGACUGUGUCUACAGAGCAUCGCUUUUUUAAGUAGAUUGGCACCAACAGUUGCAUAGUUUAACAUCCAGUUAAAUUAUAUGUACAAUGAACAUUGUAAGCAGUUGAUACAUCUGCAAGAGUUUGUAAAUGCCAGGUAUUACACUAAUCUUGGUCCAGGUUGUGUAAUUUCUUUCUGUAAAAAUGUUUAAUUCUGUAGUGUGUUAAAUCAAGUCUUUUUGGUUUCUGAGAAAAUGUUAUUGUGGUCAUGGUGUAAGUAGGUUUGCAUCUUAUAAACAAACGUCUAUUAAGCUAAAGAUAAAAUCAUUUAAAGCAAGGAAACCAUCACUAAUUUCUUCUUCCCACACAAAAUCUCACUAAAUUUCUUUCAUGCCAGCUCAUAUUAGCUGUACUUUGCAUGUAGUGCAAGCCCUUGAUUUAGUCCCACAUGUAAUAUUUGUGGAUGUGUUGAGACAGUAUUCUUUUUUCCAUUUGAUAAUUUCAGUCAAAAUUAUCAGAGAAGUAGUAGAAUUGCAUCAAUUUUAAAACUUCAUCUAAACAAGCAAACUGAUACUAUGCUGUUUUUUUAAAUAAAUUUAUGAAGUCCUCACUUUAGAAGGGGACUUUGUCAGUACUUUGAUGGCUAGAUCUUCUUUGUCUUGUUCAAUAACUUGUAUAAUUUUGGCUUUUAAAAUGUCAACCAAUACCAUUGUUGUCUGGUUAUAAAAUCAUUUCAGUCACAUAACCAUUUUGGGUAGAGGUCAAAAGGUAUGUAUUGUAAGGAGCAAUCAUCCUUCACUUGAUCCUUUGACUAGAAUUUGUCAAAGAAUUUAAAUAGGAUAGAACUCUAAAACUAAAACAAAAGCUUUUUCCUUUUUUAAUACAUGUGGUGACAAUUCAGGUAUUAUCUUUAUAGAAUCUCAUAAUCUAGAUUCUGAACUGCCAAUUUUCUUGAUUUCUUAGGCUUGAAUUUACAUAAAGUUUGCAGCUAUUGAGACACCACAUGAAAUAAAUGCCUUUAGCUGAAAAUUAAUUGUAAAACCAAGUGACUGUACUUGGUGACUUAUUCUGAUAAUAAUGAAACUUAUGCCAUAUAGAUUUUAUGUUCAUCCAGCAAACCUGAUUAAAGAAUUACAUGAGAAGGUUUAUAAGGUAACUGAUAAAAAAAAUGCAGUAUGUAUCCUUUCUCUAUAAUACUUAGGUAAGUUUUGGAGAGUUGGGUACACUGCAACUGUGACUUUAUUUGUAUGAACUGUUAAAUCCUGUUCAUUGAGCCUCACAGAAUUCCUUUAUAAAACUCAUUCUGAUUUUUAUUACUGUUGCAUGAUUGGAAAAUAUUUAAAUAUUGCAAAACUUCAGUGGUCCAAAGUAUAUUAGUUAUCUGUAACUAGUUUUUUUUAAUGUGUGCAUGUAAUUUAGACUAUCAAAAUACAUUCAUUAGUCACUUGUCAGUCACCAUCAGUUGUCCAUAUCUUUUUGCUCAACCUGUAGGCACAAAGGCGAAGUUUUUAAAAGGGACUAGAAUAAUUCUACUUGAUUGCUCUUAUUUUAUUUGAUUGAGCUCACUUUAAUCAGCUAUUUAUGGAAGAAUUAUUAUCCACUAAGUUGGAGAAGUAACUGCAUAGCACACAGUUGAUCUUUUUUUUGUGGCUAUUCUUAUCACUAUAUCUGUAAUCUGAUGGUUUUAUAACUAAAAUUUCUAGAGCAAUAAAGUGAAUGUAAAACUAAAUUAACCAGUAUGUUCCUUUCUAAGAAUUUUUUUGAAAAAUAUUCUUUAUUAGAUCAAGAAUUUUUGACAAGGAUAGAAAGAGAUUGAUUUAAAUCCAUGAAUAAUUUUAAUUGUAGUAUUGGGUGUUUAUUUCUGUCAUAGAGCAUGUUUUGCUUUUUAUGUACUAUAAAUGAAAUGUUAUUUAAAAUAGUUACCCUGAAUUCUUUAUUUGGAAGAUGAUUAUUGUUCAAAAAUAAUGGAAAAAGAAAGAAGUAAUUUCUUUUGUUGAUAAAACCAAUUAUAACAUUAAAA